AUGGUUGCACUUGCAGAUUUUGGGGUAAGGACAGCGAGGAGAGGGCAGAAACCAGCGAAACUCUCACAUGAUGUGUUGUACGGAGGUUUGUACUUGACUGCAACUAGUUCUUUUGAGAAACCGUUCAAAGCAUUAAUUGCUCAAAAUGAGAGAGGGAAGACUCAAUCUUCAUGGGAGGAAUGUCCAUUGGUUUUGAAACACAUUUAUAGAGGAAAGCUUGAAAGUAUGAAGGAAGACAAAGAAAAAGUUGAAGAUAAAAAAGAACCAAAAUUGAAAAUUAGAUUUUUACCAACAAAACACAAUGAUCGCGAAGAAAAUUCAUCCUACGAUGAUGUAAAAUCUUUACUAAAAUCCCUCAUUAAUGCAUGGAAGAAGUCAUAUAAAAAAGUGAAAAGACCAAUCCAAGAAUUCAACGAGUGA
This is a messenger RNA of Sphenostylis stenocarpa, 420 nucleotides long. Lineage: Eukaryota; Viridiplantae; Streptophyta; Magnoliopsida; Fabales; Fabaceae. The record is from the annotation of a GenBank genome assembly.